Messenger RNA from Sphaerodactylus townsendi, 4857 nucleotides. RefSeq names its product zinc finger protein 665-like. Gene Ontology annotation, molecular function: RNA polymerase II cis-regulatory region sequence-specific DNA binding; DNA-binding transcription factor activity. The record is from RefSeq and is a predicted model, not a curated record. Bases 35 to 3604 code for a protein of 1189 amino acids. The transcript is spliced from 7 exons. Gene Ontology annotation, biological process: regulation of transcription by RNA polymerase II. Lineage: Eukaryota; Metazoa; Chordata; Lepidosauria; Squamata; Sphaerodactylidae.
UGUUCUUCGACCGGGAGAAGGGAAUCUGAGCCAUAUGGGGUCCUGCGAGGCGCCUCUUCUUUCCGGUCCCCCCCCCCCCCCCGCUGGAGGGAGAGCCUGGCUUUUGCAUGUCUGCAGGAGAGUGCUUUCUCCAACACUGCUGGAGGUCCAGAGCAGCCCCACUAGAGACUGCCAGCAAGGAAGCACCCAGAAAGCUACUCUGCCUGGAGACCCUCGCUCAUUCUCUGUGCCCUGGGCAGGACAGCUGCCAGGAAUGGAUGAUGAACUGGGGCCCAUUUUCCCCUUUCAGAGAUCUGCAAUGUCCUUUGAGGAGGUAGCCGUGUUCUUCACACAAGAGGAAUGGGCUCUGCUGGAUCCGGUUCAAAGAAAUCUCUUCUGGGAAGUUAUAGAGGAAAUUUACGAAACUGUGGCCUCUCUGGGGAACUAUAUUUCCCAGAAGUUCUUGCGAGUACCAGAUAAGUCAACCCUGCCUUUUCUAGGUGUUCAUGGGGUGGUUUUUCCUCGAGGAGGAGAAGGAAAUGUAUGGAAUAUGCAGUUCCGUGGGACCUCUCUUCUUUCUCCUUCCCUCUGGCUGGAGGAAGAAUUUGGCUUCUGCACCUCUGCAGGAAAGAGAUCUCCAGUGUCCUUUGAGGAGAUAGCCAUGUUCUUCACGGGGGAGGAAUGGGCUCUGCUGGAUCCAAGCCAAAGAAAACUCUUCUGGGAAAUGACGAAGGAAAAUUUUGAGAUGGUAGCCUCUCUAGUUGCAGGUGUGAGGGAGAUGAUCAAUGAGAAGGACUCAGGAAAGGUGGUUGUGGAGAAAGAAAAUGAUGUCCAUGUGGAAGUGAAAUCUGGGAAUGAAGUUGUACCCAAACAAGACUGUAGACUGAAAUGGGAAGUAAAAGAGAAGGAGAGGAAGGAAUUGCUUGGUUGUCAAAGGACAAAUAAACCUGAAGUCUCAGCCCAAAAUGAAACUUGGAAGAGCAAGAGAAGGCAUCAGGAUUCCAUGAAGCAAAAAGGGCUCAGCUGCAAAUACCGUGUUAAAAAAUAUCAGAAUGUUACAACAUUUUGGAAAACGUAUACAUGUUUGGAGUGUGGAAAGUGCUUCUCUCAGAAUAGUCACCUAAAAGCACAUGAAAAAAUUCACACAGGGGAGAAGCCUUAUAAAUGCUUGGAAUGUGGAAAGUGCUUCUCUCAGAAUGGCAACCUGACUGCACAUGAAAAAAUUCACACAGGGGAGAAGCCAUAUAAAUGCUUUGAAUGUGGAAAAUGCUUCUCUCAGAAUGGCAGCCUAAAUAAACAUGAAAAAAUUCACACAGGGGAGAAGCCAUAUAAAUGCUUGGACUGUGGAAAGUGCUUCUCUGCAAAUUGCUAUCUAACUGUACAUCAAAAGAUUCACACAGGGGAGAAGCCAUAUAAAUGCUUGGACUGUGGAAAGUGUUUUUCUUAUGAUAUUUCCCUAACUAAACAUCAAAAAGUUCAUAUAGGGGCAAAGCCAUGUAAAUGCUUGGCGUGUGGAAAGUGUUUCUCUCGGAAUGGUUGCCUAACUAGACAUCAGAAGAUUCACACAGGGGAGAAGCCAUAUAAAUGCUUGGAGUGUGGAAAGUGCUUCUCUCAUAAUAGCCACCUAGCAACUCAUCGAAAGCUUCACACAGGGGAGAAGCCAUAUAAAUGCUUGGAGUGUGGGAAAUGCUUCUCUCAGAAUGGUAGCCUAACUAGACAUCAAAAGAUUCACAUAGGGGAGAAGCCAUAUACAUGCUUGAAGUGUGGAAAGUGCUUCUCUCACAAUGGUUGCUUAAGUAGACAUCAGAAAGUUCAUACAGGGGAGAAGCCAUGUAAAUGCUUGGAGUGUGGAAAGUGCUUCUCUCAGAAUGGUCACCUAAUUGCACAUCAAAAAAUUCACUCAGGGGAGAAGCCAUAUAAAUGUUUGCAGUGUGGAAAGUGCUUCACUCAGAAUGGCCACUUAAGUGCACAUCAAAAGAUUCACACUGGGGAGAAGCCUUAUAAAUGCUUGGAGUGUGGAAAGUGCUUCUCUCGGAACAGCCACCUAACUGCACAUCAAAAGUUUCACACAGGGAAGAGGCCCUAUAAAUGUUUAGAAUGUGGAAAGUGCUUUUUUCAGAAUGGUGACCUAAGUAAACAUAAGAAAAUUCACACAGGGGAGAAGCCGUAUAAAUGCUUGCAGUGCGGAAAGUGCUUCUGUCAGAAAAGCUACCUAAGUGUACAUCAAAAGAUUCACACUGGGGAGAAGCCAUAUAAAUGCUUGGAGUGUGGAAAGUGCUUCUCUCAGAAUAGCUAUCUAACUGUACAUCAAAAGAUUCACACUGGGGAGAAGCCAUAUAAAUGCUUGGAGUGUGGAAAGUGCUUCUCUCAGAAUGGCCAUCUAACUACACAUCAAAAGAUUCACACCGGGGAAAAACCAUAUAAAUGCUUAGAGUGUGGAAAGUGCUUCUCUUGGAAUGGUUACUUAACUGUACAUAAAAAGAUUCAUACAGGGAAGAAGCCAUAUAAAUGCUUGACAUGUGGAAAAUGCUUCUCUUUGAAUGGCCAACUCACAAGACACCAGAAAAUUCACACAGGGAAGAAGCCAUAUAAAUGCAUGGAGUGUGGAAAGUGUUUCUCUGAGAAUGGCAAACUAACUGUACAUCAAAAGAUUCAUACAGGAGAGAAGCCGUAUCAAUGCUUGGAAUGUGGAAAGUGCUUCUCUCGGAAUGACUACCUAACUGUACAUGAAAAGAUUCAUACAGGGGAGAAGCCAUAUAAAUGCUUGGAGUGUGGAAGGGGCUUCCUUCAGAAUGGUGACCUAACUAAACAUCAGAAGGUUCACACAGGGGAGAAACCAUAUAAAUGUUUGGAAUGUGGAAAAUGCUUCUCAUGGAAUGGUUACCUAACUGCACAUCAAAGGAUUCACACAGGGGAGAAGCCAUAUAAAUGCUUGGAGUGUGGAAAGUGCUUCUCUCAGAAUUGUGAUCUAACUAAACACCAGAAAAUUCAUACAGGGGAGAAGCCAUAUAAAUGUUUGGAAUGUGGAAAGUGCUUCUCUCAGAAUAGCUACCUAACUACACAUCAAAAAAGUCACACAGGGGAGAAGCCAUAUAAAUGCUUGGAGUGUGGAAAAUGCUUCUUUCAAAAUGGUCACCUAACUGCACAUCAAAAGAGUCACACAGGGGAGAAGCCAUAUAAAUGCUUGGAGUGUGGAAAGUGCUUCUCUCGGAAUGGUUGCCUAACUAAACAUCUAAAGGUUCACACAGGGGAGAAGCCAUAUAAAUGCUUGGAGUGUGGAAAAUGCUUCUCUCACAAUGAUUGUCUAAUUAGACAUCAAAAAGUUCAUACGGGGGAGAAGCCAUAUAAGUGCUACGAGUGUGGAAAAUGCUUCACUUGGAAAUGCUACCUAACUGUACAUCAAAAGAUUCACACAAAGGAGAAACCAUAUAAGUGCGUGGAGUGUGGAAAGUGUUUUUCUCACAAUGGCUACCUAUCUAAACAUCAGAAGGUUCACACAGGGAAGAAGCCAUUUAAUUACUUGAAUGAUGAAAGAGUUGAACUGAUGUCUUACACCAGAAGUUUCACACUGGCAAAGAGCCAUCCAAUUACAGUUAGCAUGCAUGAAACCAGUGGUAGUGGCUGACCGCCUUAAGGUAGCUGUCCUUGACCAGAUUCAACUCUAUGCCCAUUUACUUCCUUUGUCUCUAUCCUUCCUGCUUUUCCUCAACAAAAUGUACAUAACACUGCUGUUGAGCAAGACCUACAUAAUUUUCUCUAAAACCUGCUCUUUUGGGGGAUAAAAUCCUGUUAUUAAUAUAACAUUAUUAUAACUUGGGCAGUGAGAUUGAUGAAUCCAUCAUUUUUCCUCUUACAAAAUGGAAGAAUAGUGCAAUUUUCCAGCAGGAAGUUAGAAUAAUAUGAAACAAUGCCAUAUUGUGGAUUGAAUUUCAAGGAGGCUACUAGCAAUUGCAACUAAAGGGAAUUUCCAUGUUCAGAGGCAGUCAACAUUUGAAUAUCAGUGCUAGGAGCAACGUCAGGGAAAGGCCUCAUUCUCUUUGCUUGGUUGCUGACUUUUCAGAGAAGCAUUUGAUCAUUUGUGUGAGCUGAUUUGCAGGACUGUAUGGAUUAUUGAUCUGAUCCAGCAAGGUUUUCUGGAAGUUUCUACAUUCUUAAAUACCUGUCCUCUUCUUGGAAGACCAACGCCCAGUGUCAGCUGUGGUCUGUAUCCAUUAGGGCUACAAUAACCCUUUGUAAUUGCUUCUUCCCACCCCUGAAUGCCACUGACAGGUGGUGGCCAUAUCUGAGGUAGAGGUAUCCUUGGGAGAAAGGGUCUCCUCCAAAGUUAGGAAAAGGUGACCGGAGUUGGGAACUGCCAGGAGAAAGAGGGAUAAAAGUCCGGAGAAGGAGGAAGAGUGAAGGAACUAUAACCCCAGUGAGAAGUGGGAGGCAGUAUCUCUACCCAGGAAUACAGUUGGUAUUCCCUGUGGGGACCUUGAGACUUCAGUCUCCUCAAGAUUUCCAUCUGCAGGAUGGGGGCAGCAGCUGGAAACUGCUGAAAAGGACCAUGGGAACAGCUUGUGCAUGAAGCAACCCUUGAACCUGGAUUGAACCAGGAGAGGAGGAAAUGGGAAAAUUGAUCAGUUAAAAGUUACUUCUGUGCAUUUCUCUGGCGUGUUGGUUGUCUGUGUGGAAGACUGGAGUGAAUGGGAUACUCAGUGGGAAGAUGUCCCUGGUGUGGGUACUUAACUGUCAAUCAUUAUUUUAUUUUAUUUCCGUAAGCCAUUGGUAUUUGCUAAUUCAAAGUGGUAAAUUUCAUUUGUUUAAUUUUGAUUCUUAACACAUGGCCAUGUGAGAAUGGUGGAGUAUAAACGUCAUAAAUAAAAUGGUUUAAUAUAA